CCUCUCGUGCUCUGGGCCCAGGCCUCCCCAAAUGGCUCCCUGAGGCUCCCUCCAGCAGGAAGAUGUCACAGAGGCACAGGAAGGAAAAACACGCAGAGCCGACCUCUCGGAGCUACUCUCUGUGCGGCAGGCUUUGGGUCAGCGCCAGUCUUGACAUCAUCCGGCGGUGAGACCCAGAUGUACGGCUCCCUGUGGUAAUACGAAAAAGUGUGUUUUUAAACCAACAAAUUCAGGAGGCUUUUCCAGGGAAGACAGGGAGAAAUUGAUGAUAGCCCAUAAGAGGAAAGGAAGGUGAAAAGGAGAAAAGCAAAGGUAGCAGAAUAAGGAAGGCCACCAUGGAUGGAAUUGAAUUUCUGCCCCAAAAUAUUUCCUACAGGAAGACUUUCAGCAGGGGUGAAAUGGAGCUAGACAGCACUUCCACCUCCUCUCACUGAGAUGAAAAAUGGCCUGCAUACUGUAUGUGUUCUAUUGUCGGUGAAUGAGGAGGGAAGAAACAGCAUAAAAAAAGAAAAUCAUACUGAGCCACUUUUUGACUUAUUUCUCUUCAUUUGAGCAAAAAUUUUUUCAGUGACCCUAACUGUAGAGUGAUUAUUUUGCAGUUUAUUUGGGUUGGAGUUAAUGUCAACUCAGAUGCAGGGCAAACUGUUGGACAUAAUAAGUCAAACCAGAUCCAGCUUUCUCAUAGUUGGAGCAUGGGUUCAACUGUUUGCUUCUCUGUCAUGGUUUUCCACGUUGAUUCAAUGUUAUUACAUUUUAUUUUUGUUGUUGAAAUGACGUGGAAACAACGUUGAUUCAACCAGUGGGACACCUCAUGGGCCUCAAGAAAGGAGAGCUUUCACCUAAUAGCCUACUCUAGAACAGAGUUUUUGGUUGCUCAGCAUUUAAUGUGAACUAGGACUACAGGACAGAUCUAAAUAGAAUAUAAUCUCUCUCUCUCUCUCUCUCGCUCUCUCUCUCUCUCUCUCUCUCUCUCUCUCUCUCUCUCUCUCUCUCUCUCUCUCUCUCUCUCUCUCUCUCUCUCUCUCACUCUCUCUCUCGCUCUCUCACUCUCUCUCUCUCUUGCUCUCUCGCUCUCUCUCUCUCUCUGUCUCCCCUCCUGGAGGACCUGAGCCCUAGGACCAUGACCACUCCUGGCUGUCCCUGUCCCCAGUCCACCUUGUCAUACUGCUGAUCCAGACCUGUUCACCGGAACUGCUACCUUGUCCCGGACCUGCUGUUUCGACCGUCUCUCUCUCUCUCUCGCUCGCUCCUUCUCUCUAUACCGGACCUGCUGUCUCGAUCUCUGAUUGCUCGGCUAUGAAAAGCCAACUGACAUUUACUCCUGAGGUGCUGACCUGUUGCAUCCUCUAUAACCACUGUGAUUAUUAUUAUUUGACCCUGCUGAUCAUCUAUGAACAUUUGAACAUCUUGAAGAACGAGCUGGCUUUAAUGGCCAUGUACUCUUAUAAUCUCCACCUGGCACAGCCAGAAGAAAAUGGGCCACCCCUCGGAGCCUGGUUCCUCUCUAGGUUUCUUCCUAGGUUCCUGCCCUCUAGGGAAUUUUUCAUAGCCACCGUGCUUCUACAUCUGCAUUGCUUUCUCUUUGGGGUUUUAGGCUGGGUUUCUGUAUAAACACUUUGUGACAACUGCUAAUGUAAAAUGGGCUUUAUUAAAUACAUUUGAUUGAUUGAUUGAUUGAUUGAUUUAAUAUAUCAUGGACCACUCUAAUAUCUCCUUCCCCCACUCUCCCCUACAAGAAAAACUCAAACAGUUUAUCUAGAAAAGGGAAAGAAGUGCUUUUUGUCAACACCAUAAGGGGAGCACUGUCUCAAUUCCCUACCGUACAGUAUGCUUACUUCCAGACGUUUGUAGCCCAGAGGGCCUCGCUAAAGAGUUGUAGCUGGAAAAUGGUGCGCAGGGGUAAUAUUUUAAUAACAUACUCUCCAGGCAGGCCCGCAGCGUGAAAUAUUAUAUAUUAUAAUAUAUAUCACAUUUCAAACACCCAUUGACAGGGGAGAUGUCAGAGAUAUUAAUUGGUGUCAGACACACGUUGUGGCUCUCCGUUCAGAGGCUUGGAUAUACCUCUCCACUUAUGAUAUUUUAUGACCAACUUCUCCAGAGAAGAAGCAGGAGGAGGAGGAAGUCUGACCAAGCAGAUUAGGUUGUGCACCUGAAUAGGUUAUGACUGUAGCAGUACCCUCCCAUGAGCACAUGUACACAGGAACCAUUGUUUUAUGUGCUGCUGAGUUUGGCAGGGGGAUUGAAAGUGUGUGUGUUUGUGUGUGUGUGUGUUUGGAGGGGAUGGUCAGUCGGGAAGCAGAGGAAUUCCCAGAGAAGGAAUUGCGGAACAAUGCAGGCUAUCCUACUAUUGCUUUACUCUGGCACAGGUUGCUGUGACCCACCCUCAGUAUCCAUGUCCAUGUACAGAGGCAGAGGUGAGAAGUCGGCAACAGCCACUCCAAGAAAAUGCUUCCUUGUAAAAACAAUCGAACAAUGUGAGACAGGCCUGUGUGUGCUCACGCUAUCCUGUUCCAAAGAUGAGGCAAUUUAAUCGUAAUCAAUCUAUUAACUAUUAUGAUAGGGACUGUUUCUUGUCCAUGUCAGCAAAAGGAUGCGUGGGUGAGUUGGAACUAGAACUUGGCUUAGACCAAGAUGAUGAUGGCAUACUUUCUGCAACACAAGUAACAUGGCUGGAGUAUUUCAUAAAGCAAUUUGUAUCUUCUAAUGUGAAAAUUAAGAUUUUUUGGGGGGAUGAGCUGCAAGAAGUGUGUGUCAGACAAUGUCUACAUGUCUUGUGAGAUCAAGAUGGGGUGUGUGUGUGUGUCACAUGGGAAAUUCUCCCAGCGCUAGGCCUGCUGGAGACCUAGAGAGAAACCAUUGGGUUAUUACAUUUCGCACAAGAGCAAAAACUCAGAGGAUAUCCCUAAUCAGGGGCCAGAGAGUGUGCAAUGAACAACCUCGUUGACAGAAACAUGGAGCCCUACACUUGCAGCUGGGCAUGCUAACAACCUCAGGGAUUUACUGUAGUGUGACGUAGUAAAGUACAGAAUAUGGAGAAUCAAGCUAAAACUCUCCACCCCCAAAAAACACAGACACAUUUACUCCUUUGGGAAAUGUUGCAGUGACUGUUUUUAGACUAUAUGCGGAUGCAACUUAUGUUGAUAUCUGUACAGUUUUGGUCCUCUGUUUUGCACACCGUGACAUGUUGUAUCAGUUGCAGCACAUUCCACAGCACUUGAAUAAGAUGUGUUUUACUGACCCUAACAUUGGAACACCUGGACGUUCACAUGGUCUAACGAGGAAAAUAUUAUUUUGACAAAGUGUUGCAAGCCUCAGUACCAAAAUAAUUCCAUUCCACUUUAUUGCAGUACGUUUUCUAUGUUAAUUGUAGAACAAUACGAAAGCAAUUUGAACACAAUUUUAUGGCCUUUACAUUCGUUCAAUCUUAGUCUCUCGUGACAUACUUAACAUAAAUGUCCAGCACACAUGAGAUUUGGGACUGGGUUCUGAGAUUACUUCAAUUACUAAGGUUCAAGGAAUCAUGCAGGCAAAAAAAUCUAAUAAACCUAUCAUCAUCUCCAAGAUCACCACCUCUUGCUAAUGUGUAAACACUUAUAGCUGCAAUGAUAAUCUUUUAAUAAGAAGCGGCCAAAUUUCCAUUGAUCUUAUUUGGUCCUCAGCAGCAGCUUGCUACGCCUCUGUUUAAUCCAGAUGGUAGGAAUCCAAAGACAUCACUCUUCCCUUUUCCAUAAAGUCAGUCUCCUAAUAAUAGCUCAUAUCUGACUACCUCUUUUGUCAAAAAGAGCGACACAUACAAAUAAUAUGGUUCAGGAGAGACAAUGGGGAGGAUGAAAACAACAGGAUGAGACAGCCUCUUAAUGUAUGUGCUUGAAGUGAACCUAUUGACUGCUCUGUAUCAUGAUGACUCCAGAGUGGAGGGAGUUGGCUUGCUUAGCUUGCUUUCUUGCUGGUAUAUCAAAGCCAAUUAUAAAGCCAUAGUCUGUAUUUUGAAGUAUUGUAAAUAGUGUUGAAUCACAGGCACUCAAACAGCAUUUAAUAAUUUACACAUAACUGCCACAUGAUGGCAUGAUAUAGUCACUUUUACCUCUGUCCUCUUUUUGUGUGUGUGUGGGAAAAACGUCCCCUCUUGGCAGUGGAUUUUGUUUUUCAGUGUUAAAGAAAAUGUUGCAAGGGUUUCUAAAACCCUUGCAACCUCUUUUUGGUUGUGGGCCCCGUAGCAGCAGUACGUAAUCUGUGUAUAGGAAGAGGCGGAUGUGUGUGUGUGUGUGUGUGUGUGUGUGUGUGUGUGUGUGUGUGUGUGUGUGAGUGUGUGUGCGUGCAUGCAUCCAUCUCAUUUUUGAGUGGAGGAAGUAUUUCUUUCGAUUUAAACAACUCUUCUUUGGAAAUAAAAACUGAAAAUACGCUAUUACCUAGCCCUAGCCUACCUCUUUUAAAACAUCCUGUUUAUAACCGUGUGGUUAACUGCUACUGUAGAGCAGGUCUUCUAGUCAUUACUGCUGGAGAAGAUGUGUAAGAGAUGCCCCUAUGUUGAUUUGGGUUGGGGUAAGUGUGAAUUUGUAUAAUACAUUAUGAAUAUUAAGUUAUUAUUAAAUUAAUAUAUUUGUAACAUUAUUAUCAUAUAGAUGGUUUUCACAACGCCCUCAUUAAAUCCAGGCCUAGAAGGUUAGAAUGCUAAUUGUGUCAGAAUGUACCUAUUAAAUAGAAUUCUCAAAAUCGGGACAUAAUUGUGAAAUAAAAAUGUUACACUUUGAACCAAAUAGUCUUUCUUCAUCAGCCACACACUAGAAUUUAAAAGUUGUCUUCAAUGUGUUUAUUUUGUAUUUGUUUGUUACAGCAGUGUAUAUGAUGACCAGUUUAGUCCUUUCCGAGAGUCUACUAAUAAUCCAAGCAGACUGCAAUGAAGAUAUUUAUAUGAAGUGUGAAGCUAUCCAGGAUAAGAGCUAUCGAUCCAUUACAUGGUAUAAGGUAGGCCAUAAUUGGUACUGCAUUUACAUUUUAGUCAUUUAGCAGACACUCUUAUCCAGAGAGACUUACAGUUAGAGAGUGCAUACAUUUUCAUACUGGCCCCCCGUGGGAAACAAUCCCACAACCCUGGCGUUGCAAGCACCAUGCUCUACCAACUGAGCUACAGGGGAACGUCUCUAUUUCAAAUACAUUUGGGUAUUCGUUGAUGACGUGAGUGCUAUGAGAAGUAAAUCUUUAAAAUCAAACUAUAUAAUUUUGUAUUGUAAAGGCAAAUAUUAUUUGUGUAUUCUGCUCUGUUUGCAACUAGUGUCACAUAUUAUGCUAAACAAAAAGAUAAACGCAAUUUGCAACAAUUUCAAAGAUUUUACUGAGUUACAGUUCAUAUGAGGAAAUCAGUCAAUCAGUCAGUUGGCCGGGGUAGGCCAUCAUUGUAAAUAAGAAUUCGUUCUUAACUGACUUGCCUAGUUAAAUAAAGGAUAAAUUAAAAUUAAAAAUAAUAAUAAUUAGGCCUUAAUCCAUGGAUUUCACAUGACUGGGAAUACAGAUAUAUACAGUGGCUUGCGAAAGUAUUCACCCCCUUGGCAUUUUCCUGUUUUGUUGCCUUACAACCUGGAAUUAAAAUUGAUUUUUUGGGGGUUUGUAUCAUUUGAUUUACACAACAUGCCUACCACUUUGAAGAUGCAAAAUAUUUUUUAUUGUGAAACAAACAAGAAAUAAGACAAAAAAACUGAAAACUUUAGCGUGCAUAACUAUUCACCCCCCCCCCCCCCCCCCCUCCCCAAAAAGUAAAUACUUUGUAGAGCCACCGUUUGCAGCAAUUACAGCUGCAAGUCUCUUGGGGUAUGUCUCUAUAAGCUUGGCACAUCUAGCCACUGGGAUUUUUGCCCAUUCUUCAAGGCAAAACUGCUCCAGCUCCUUCAAGUUGGAUGGGUUCCGCUGGUGUACAGCAAUCUUUAAGUCAUCCCACAGAUUCUCAAUUGGAAUGAGGUCUGGGCUUUGACUAGGCCAUUCCAAGACAUUUAAAUGUUUCCCCUUAAACCACUCGAGUGUUGCUUUAGCAGUAUGCUUAGGGUCAUUGUCCUGCUGGAAGGUGAACCUCCGUCCCAGUCUCAAAUCUCUGGAAGACUGAAAGAGGUUUCCCUCAACAAUUUCCCUGUAAUUGGCGCCAUCCAUCAUUCCUUCAAUUCUGACCAGUUUCCCAGUCCCUGCCGAUUAAAAACAUCCCCACAGCAUGAUGCUGCCACCACCAUGCUUCACUGUGGGGAUGGUGUUCUCGGGGUGAUGAGAGGUGUUGGGUUUGCGCCAGACAUAGCGUUUUCCUUGAUGGCCAAAAAGCAAAAUUUUUGUCUCAUCUGACCAGAGUACCUUCUUCCAUAUGUGUGGGGAGUCUUCCACAUGCCCUUUAGCGAACACCAAACGUGUUUGCUUAUUGUUUUCUUUAAGCAAUGGCUUUUUUCUGGCCACUCUUCCAUAAAGCCCAGCUCUGUGGAGUGUACAGCUUAAAGUGGUCCUAUGGACAGAUACUCCAAUCUCCGCUGUGGAGCUUCGCAGCUCCAUCAGGGUUAUCUUUGGUCUCUUUGUUGCCUCUCUGAUUAAUGCCCUCCUUGCCUGGUCCGUGAGUUUUGGUGGGCGGCCGUCUCUUGGCAGGUUUGUUGUGGGGCCAUAUUAUUUCAAUUUUUUUAUAAUGGAUUUAAUGGUGCUCUGUGGGAUGUUCAAAGUUUCUGAUAUUUUUUUAUAACCCAACCCUGAUCUGUACUUCUCCACAACUUUGUCGCUGACCUGUUUGGAGAGCUCCUUGGUCUUCAUUGUGCCGCUUGCUUGGUGGUGCCCCUUGCUUAGUGGUGUUGCAGACCCUGGGCCUUUCAGAACAGGUGUAUAUAUACUGAGAUCAUGUGACAGAUCAUGUGACACUUAGAUUGCACACAGGUGGACUUUAUUUAACUAAUUAUGUGACUUCUGAAGGUAAUUGGUUGCACCAGAUCUUAUUUAGGGGCUUCAUGGCAAAGGGGGUGAAUGCAUAUGCACGCACCACUUUUCCGUUAUUAAUUCUUUUGAAUUUUUUCAAACAAGUUAUUUUUUUCAUUUCACUUCACCAAUUUGGACUAUUUUGUGUAUGUCCAUUAAAUGAAAUCCAAAUAAAAAUAAAUUUAAAUUACAGGUUGUAAUGCAACAAAAUAGAAAAAAUGCCAAGGGGGAUGAACACUUUUGCAAGGCACUAUAUCUGUUGGUCACAGAUACCUUUAAAAAAAAAUGGGCCUCACAAUGGGCCUCAGGAUCUUGUCACGGUAUUUUUGUGCAUUCAAAUUGCCAUCGAUAAAAUGCAAUUGUGUUCGGUGUCCGUAGCUUAUGCCUGCCCAUACCAUAACCCCACCGCCACCAACUUAGACAUUAGAAAACCACUCACCAACAUGACACCAUACAUGUGGUCUGCGGUUGUGAGGCUAGUUGGAAGUACUGCCAAAUUUUGUGCACAGAAUUCAAGAGAAAUAAGCUUUUUGUGCGUAUGGAACAUUUCUGGGAUCUUUUAUUUCAGCUCAUGAAACAUGGGACCAACACUUUAUAUGUUGCAUUUAUAUUUUUGUUCAGUGUACAUAUUGUCACGAUUCUCUAAAGCAGAACCCAGAAGCAGACCAGGACAAGGUAGUAGAACGAAGGUGAGUAUUUAUUUCACUGACUCAAAUGUGGAAACAGAAUCAUCCAGGAGACGGAGAGCGGGCAUCGGAGGGGUGAAGUUGGUGGGAGUGAAUAGGCAGAUCCAAUGGUGUCCACAGAAGCCACCGACGACCAGGCAGGGGUGGGGUGAAUGUUUCCGGGAGAAUGACUGGUAGAACCGAGUAAACAGAGGUUGAUACACGGCAGCCAAAAUUACAGAACAAACAAACUAACUCAUAGUAAGCUUGAGGCUGAAACGCUGACACAACAUACUGUUCAUGGCUAAUGAGCCGACAGGGAAUAGAUGUCAGUCAGAGCUCAAAGGGGGGUAAUAGAGAGAUCUCCCGCCUAGCUUCGUCGCCUGGCAACCAGACAGGGUGCGUUCAGACAGGGUACUAGAAGUCAGGGCAGUUAAUGGAGUGGCCACACGGCUGUAAUCACGGAUAAAUCUACGAUAGAAAUUCGCAAACCCCAGAAACCUCUGGAGCUGCAAUCUCGUACCGGGCUGGUCCCAAUCCAGAACCGCCCUAACCUUCUCAUGAUCCAUCCUAAUCUCUCCCCUGGAGAUGAUGUACCCGAGGAAGGAUGUAGUGUGGGCGUGAAAUUCACACUUCUCGGCCUUCACAAACAGGCGGUUCUCCAACAAUCGCUGCAGAACCUGCUUGACAUGCUGGACGUGGCUGGAAAGCUCCUUAGAGAAGAUAAGAAUGUCAUCCAGGUACACGAACACAAAAAGACCGAUCAUAUCUCUCAGGACGUCAUUCACCAUACUCUGGAACACUGCUGGAGCAUUGGUCAGUCCAAACGGCAUCACCUGAUACUCGAAAUGACCCAUCGGUGUAUUGAAACCAGUCAACCACUCGUCCCUCUCUCUGAUCCGGACCAGAUGAUACGCAUUGCGUAGAUCUAGCUUGGUGAACAGAGUAGCACCCUGUAAGGAGUCGAAAGCAGAGCUCAUCAAGGGCAGGGGAUACUUGUUCUUGACUGUAAUAUCAUUCAAACCCCGAUAAUCAAUACAAGGUUGAAGAGAGCCAUCCUUCUUACUCACAAAAAAGAAUCCUGCCCCCAGGGGUGAUGACGAGGGACGAAUGAGACCAGCAGCUAGAGACUCCUUUAUGUAGGUCUCCAAAGCUUCACGUUCAGGUCGAGAGAUACUGUAUAACCGUCCCUUGGGAUAGGCAGCUCCAGGGAACAGGUUAAUGGCACAAUCAUAUGGUCGGUGGAGAGGAAGUGACAGAGCCUUCUGCUUACUGAACACUUCCCCCAAAUCGUGAUAUGUUUCAGGAACCAGGGACAAAUCUGGGGGGGUAGACUCAAUGACCUGACUGGGAACAGAAUGGGAACAGGCAGUCUUAAGGCAGUUAGCAUGACAUUCAAUGCUCCAACUAGUUACCUUGCCAGUCACCCAAUCAAACGUGGGAUUGUGUUCUCUCAGCCAGGGGUAUCCAAGAACCAGAGGAACAUGGGGAGAAGGCAGAAUGAAGAAGGAGAUAACCUCUGAAUGAUUCCCUGACAACAGCAUCUUAUCCAGUUCUGUCCUCAUAGUGAUACGUGCCAGACUACUGCCGUUCAGAGUGGUAGCUUCAAUGGCUUCCGGUAAUCGCUCCUUGGUAAGCCCCAGCUGUUCCACCAAGUCGGCAUCAAUAAAGCUGCCAUCGGCACCUGAAUCGAUGAAAGCGUUAAUCGCUAAACUCUGAUUCUUGUUCAUGAGGGUAGCAGGAAAACGGGGUCUGACAGGGCUAUUGAGAGGUUGAAACUGGCUCGCUAAAAGUCCUCCCAAAUUUAGCGAGCUGGGCAGUUUAACGGGCGCUGGGGACAAGCGGAGAUGUAAUGUCCCGAGCUACCACAGUAGAGGCAGCUGUUGGUCUCACGUCUACGUUGGCGCUCCUCCUUGGUUAACCCGUGCUGCCCCACUUGCAUGGUUUCAGGAUCUGGAGGCAGGACCUCUCCACUAAUCCCGUGUGGUGAACAAUGAUCGACUUGUUCUGGUCCACUUCCUGACCCGAAUGGUAACCGAGUAGCUGAUUGAUUGGACGGGCCCCAUUGCUUCUCCCUCCUUCUCUCUCGGACUCUGUUAUCCACCCGAAUAGAUAAUGCUACCAAACUGUCCAGGUCACUAGGCUCCGGAUAGGAGAUCAGCUCAGUUGCUUGAGUUGCUCCGACAACCCCUGAUAAAAAGCCGCUUGUAGUGACUCCUCAUUCCACCCACUCUCCACAGCCAACACUAAUCCACACUGCAUAAGAAAUGAACGGCAUCUUCCCAAAUCCCCUUCGUACUUAUCUGGCGUCGGAACCUUGGGCUCACAGAAGGAAACAGCUCCAGAAGCAGGUGAGAGGGGUGAAGCAGGUGGUGGAUGAUCCGCCGGCAAACUGAGCUGAGCCUGGAUACUCGUCAGACUAGCAGAAAAGUUCCGAACCGAAAACGCUAUCUCCUGUAGCGCCGUGCUGUGUUGUCCCAACAUCUUCUCCUGAUGGGUAAUGGAAUGGCGUACAGAGUCCAGGUCCGCUGGGUUCAUUCUUGGCCGGAUCGUUCUGUCACGAUUCUCUAAAGCAGAACCCAGAAGCAGACCAGGACAAGUUGAGUAGAACGAAGGUGAGUAUUUAUUUACUGACUCAAAUGUGGAAACAGAAUAAUCCAGGAGACGGAGCGGGUAGCGGAGGUGAGUUGGUGGGAGUGAAUAGGCAGAUCCAAUGGUGUCACAGAAGCCACCGACGACCAGGCAGGGGUGGGGUGAAUGUUCCGGGAGAAUGACUGUAGACAGAGUAAACAGAGGUGAGUACACGGCAAGCAAAAAUUACAGAACAACAAAACUAACUCUAGUAAACUUGAGGCUGAUACGCUGACACAACAUACUGUUCAUGGCUAAUGAUCCGACAGGGAAUAGAUGUCAGGUCAGAGCUCAUGAAGUGGAGAGGUGAUGAUCAGGACCAGGUGUGCAGAUAGCUGAUGAGAUGCAGGUGCGGGUAAUAGAGAGAUCUCCCGCCUAGCUUCGUCGCGUGGCAACCAGACAUGGUGCGUUCAGGAACCUCAGGAAACAGACUUUAGAACAGAAAACAGGCAACACAGGCAGAAACAGACUCAGGAAGCGGGAUUCAUGACACAUAUUCUAUAAUAUUAUUACAUUAGAGCAUUUUUUUCUACUGAGAGAAGGCUUCAAUAACUCCCUCCUGUGUGAGACAUUAAAUCUAAUAUGGAUCACUUCUUCUGGUAAAAUACCUCUGAUAAAAUAACAGAAUAGAUCAAUAUAAAGUCAAUACAAUCUUAUUUUCUCUGUGUUUAGCUGAACAACCGGACUGGUAUUAUCAGAAGAAGUGACAAUGAGAAGCCACAGUCAUAUGAAUUUCCCCGACCUGCCAGGUUUGGAGCGAUGGACAGUCUCAUUCUUCCCAGAGUCAGACCUGAGGAUGCAGGGACCUACCAGUGUCUCAUCAGGGCCAACAUAGGACAGACCAACAGAGUCUCAAAUGUCACCCUCAAUGUAUCUACAGGUAAACUAUCACUCACUAUACUGGUUUGACUUAGAGUUGGAUAUGGAAAUUAAUAGUACUAUAACCUAGGUUAUGACGAGGGAUGAUGGAUUUAUUGAUUGUUUGGAUACAUUGCUUUAAUCACCAUAAAAGCCACUGGGCCAGGCGAAAAUACAGGUUUCAUAGUACAGUACAGGCCCAGAGAAUAACUAAUGAAAGUGAGCAUUCUGUAACUUUCCUGGUCUCAUGAACUUUUAUCAUAUAUCCACAGAUUGUGUGAUCCAGACUACAGUGGCAGUGACAGCAUGGCAGGACGUGACUCACAGUACCCCACUGUGUACCAUGCACGUGGUGGAGGUCUCUGUCAUAUGGACUUCAUGUGGAUUCUUGAUUCUUGGCCUUGUCAAAAUCGCUCUGUGUCUCACCUCCAUUGAGGUAAAUCAAUAUUCUUUACAUCCAAAUAUAUAUUUUGUAUAUAGCCUUUAGCCCUACGUGGUGUCAUGGUAGCAGAAUAUGUAGUUGUUAGGCUACAUUACUGGAUUUUUUCAAAUUUCAGCUCCUCAGAUUUACCAUAGGUACAAUGACACAAACUAGUGAGUGUGGAGGGUUCUUACUGAAAUAAUAUGAGUUGUUUUCAUGACAGAUGACUAUCCAAACUCCAUAACUGCAGGGGUUUUGACACUCUAGGUGAGGUGACGUAGCCCUUUCCUGCAGUCAAAUGACCCAGGGGCCUCAUGGGUGGAAUCUUAUUAAUAUUUUUCAUAAUGUCAUAGUUAAUAAACAUUGUUUUUUGUAAAAACUCAGAAAAUCCGGUAUUUCUAUAUCAAACAGUUUUGUUAUAUUUCAGUCUUCUGUGAUGUAUAUAAAUUGUAAUAUUGGGAUGCAAACUCAAAAUGUAAUACAUUUCAACUCUAUAUCUGACAUGAUACAGGUGUCUUCUUUUUUUAAGCCCAUAACCAUGUGUGUGAGGUGUAUACUUUUGUUUCAAAGUAGGUUUGUUUAAGACUACCAAGAAACAAUCUGUGUAACUCUGAUUUAGCCCACUGCAGUAAAAGUUAAUAGAUGGUUGAGGAUUCACUCUGUGAGGUGACAUUUCCUCUCAAAGCGAGACCCCUCAAUAAACAGUUGCCCCCGCAUCCUCUCUUCUUUUCUCCAAAUGUGCAAAAUAUAGGUGGGCAUAGUUUUCCCCUCAAAGACGCUGACAUUAUAUUCAUGUUAAUUUUUCUCAUCAGGUUGUUCGAAACAUCAAGAGGAGACAUAGCAGGGGAAGACAACAGCAGUGGUAAUGAAAAUGGUUGCGUCUUGGUCAACAGUUCUGAGUGCAGUGAUUUCAAAAACAUGUUAGGCGUAUGAAAACAUCUGUUAGAUAGUUAGCUACAGGUAGAUGCCAAAAUAAAGGAAACACUUGAGAGUAAAUGAGGGAUUCAAAGUAUAUUGGAAGCAGGUGCUUCCACACAAGUGUGGUUCCUGAGUUAAUUAAGCAAAUAACAUCUCAUCACCCUUAGGUUCAUGUAUAAAAAUGUCCAGUUGCCCAUUAUUUUGGUUACCAUGGCUAGAAGAAGAGAUCUCAGACUUUGAAAGAGGGGUCUCAAAGGAGUAUAGGGGGUUUAAGGGUGUGUGUGUGUGUGUGUGUGUGUGUGUCUGUGUGUCUGUGUGUCUGUGUGUCUGUGUGUCUGUGUGUCUGUGUGUGUGCGUCUCAGUCACCAGAUCUCAACCCAAUUGAACACAUAUGGGAGAUUCUGGAGUGGUGCCUAAGACAGUGUUUUCCACCACCAUAAACAAAACACCAAAUGAUUUCUCGUGGAAGAAUGGUGUUGCAUCCCUCCAAUAGAGUUCCAGACACUUGUAGAAUCUAUGCCAAGGCGCAUUGAGGCUGUUCUGGCUCGUGGUGGCCCAAUGCCCUAUAGACGGGUUGGCUGACAACGUCACGAGAAUGAUACAUGCACAUGAGGCAGUCAGUGUGGCGUUAUGAUUCUGAAUGGUCAGAUAGCUAGCAACAAUUACAAGAAAUAUGGCUAAAAUUUGCUAGCUAGCUAACCAACAACCGUAACGAUGUAUUUGAGAGACAAGUGCUCAUUGUGCACAUUUAUUUAUAAACACUUGGAGACUAAAUAUAGUUUACAUGUUUAAAAAAAUUUAAGUAACACUGUCUGUUUUGCCCUAUAGUUUGGCACGCAUCAGUUUUGUUACUAAACAACCAACCCGUCUAUAAAGACACUUUUAUGUUAGUGUUUCCUUUAUUUUGGCAGUUACUUGUAGGUCACCUGGAAUAAACUUCAAAUUUGUGACAGACACAAUCAUUUAAAGUAAAACCUUACAAUGCAAUGAAAGAUGUAAAUAUCUGCUUCAAAUAUACAGUUUAUUAGAAGUUAUGCUUUGUGUUGCUAAAAUCUUGCAAUGAUACACUGAGCAGUUAUCCACUAAAUGCAAUUCUAUACUGAUUGUUCACCCUACUUAUCAUAGACUACUGUAUUGAUUUCAUUCUGACAAUACUGGAUUUGAUGGGUGAAGAUCCAUUGAUGGGUGAAUAUCCAAGAUUCACUUUGUGAAAUGUUUGAUGCUGAUGAGGUCUGAAUCAUGUCCAGGAUUGCUGGUAGCCCCUGCUGGUCGUGCCCUAUCGAGUAAACUCACACUGUUCAAACAGCAGGGUGCUGUGAUGACGACUUAGGGUCAGGCUUUGGGGAUUUCUCUGCGUAUGAUAUAGUAUUGUUAUUAACUAUGUAGGCCAGAAUAUACAAAUGCUCAGGUUUAUUGUUUUCUGUAUUCUUCAACUGUAUUGCGCCUUAUGUAUGUUACAGAAAAAAAACCUUUCCAAACAACUGUCUGUGGUUUUUCACAUUUACGUAUCUAGGCUUCUGCCAGGAAGUGUGUGUGUGUGUGUGUGUGUGGGGGGGGGGAGGGGUCUUUUUUUUCUUCUUUCUCACAAGAAACACCUAGGCCUACAAACCAAUUCGAUGUAAGGUGACUCAGACUCUGUUGUUUAUGUCUGUCUGUGAUAUGUUUUCCUUUUUAAAAAACGUAAAUCAUGUCUGUUAAAACAGCAAGUAAGUAAGCAAGUUGAAAAUUAUUAUUUGUUUCAACAUGGAUAAUCUUCCUCCUGCCCAUGCAAUGUUGUUUCCGUUCCUGUUCUUGCUUUCCUACCUAGAGAAAGUGAAAGAGCUAUAUCAUUCUACCCUUAUUGCCUGUAUUGGCCUUACCCUGUGGGGGAAAUCCAGCUGGUUUGGAUGUUGUACUGCUGGGUGCAUUGGCUUGACAGAAUCUACUGAUCAUAGAGGGGCUAACUCAGACUCCCCAAUGACUUGACCAAUGUACUGCAGCAGAUUACGCUGGUAGCAUCAGAACAAAGGAACAUAUUUUAUGGAUCAGGUACGCAUUGAUUUGAAAUUUACAGAGAUGUGCCUUCUCAUUGAGGGUCGAUUGAAAUAGACAAUUUGAAAACAUGAGUACAGUACUCCACCUGUUGGUGAUUUUUGAAAAUACAACCGGAACUUUAACACAACAACUUAGAUAUAAUAUCACAUGGAUAAAAAGGUGUUAUGUAAAAGUUGUUUUUCUUAAAUAAAAAUACUGUACAAAUAUAUAUUUGAAAUGUUGUACUGUAGUUUAUCAUGUGGACAUUCAUACAGGUUCAUAGUGCUACUCAUGCGUACGUGGCAAAUCGUCCCAUGCAUUAACGUUGAGCUUUUAUGGUUCCUUUUUUCUUAAAUACUUGCAAUCCGAUUCAUUACUCCUGUUUGAUACAGCCUGACAGGGGGGCCAUCUUUUGUAUUUUAUUAGGAUCCCCAUUAGCUGUUGCGAAAGCAGCAGCUACUCUUCCUGGGGUCCACGCAAAACAUGAAACAUGACAUAACACAGAACAUUCAUAGACAAGAACAGCUCAAGGACAGAACUACAUCAAUAAGAAAAUGGCACACGUAGCCUACAUAUCAAUACAUACACACAAACUAUCUAGGUCAAAUAGGGGAGAGGCAUUGUGCCGUGAGGUGUUGCUUUAUCUGUUUUUUUAAACCAGGUUUGCUGUUCAUUUGAGCAAUAUGAGAUGCAAGGGAGUUCCAUGCAAUAAUGGCUCUUUAUAAUACUGUACGUUUUCUUGAAUUUGUUCUGGAUUUGGGGACUGUGAAAAGUCCCCUCGUCGCAUGUCUGGUGGGGUAAGUGUGUGUGUCAGUGCUGUGUGUAAGUUGACUAUGCAAACAAUUUGGAAUUUUCAACACAUUAAUGUUUCUUAUAAAAAGAAGAAGUGAUGCAGUCAGUCUCUCCUCAACUCUUAGCCAAGAGAGACUGGCAUGCAUAGUAUUUAUAUUAGACCUCUGAUUACAAUGAAGAGCAAGACGUGCCACUCUCUUCUGGGCCAGCUGCAGCUUAACUAGGUUUAUUUCAUUGCGUUUCAUGUGUAUUAUGGCAGCUAAAAGCUAAAUUACAGUAACACGUACAAGAAACACAUUUAAAUUAAUAAGAUGAGAUGCAACAAAUUGAACAAAAUCAAAUCGAUUUUGGUGGUUGAAGGGACUGAGCAGUUGAGAGAGGAGGGAGCAUCCUGGUCAAAGUCACAGCCAGGGAGGUCGGUGGUCAUAUCAGAGUCAGAGACAGGUCCGCAGCCAUCAGCACACCUCGCUGUCCCCGACGUCCUCAGUCUCUCCUUAUGGAAUCCGUAGGUAGUUGACUAGCAACUCCUCUACACUACCAAUGUGUAGCACCCACUUGGGUGAUGCCCCGGCAGCCGCUGCUUCCAGACAGCCCACCACACAUCGUACUCGUCCGAGUAGCUAGUUGUCUUCAUCUUUACAGGCCUCUGCUAUCUCCCCAAUCCUCUCACUAUACUUCUCUCUGCCUCUCAAGCCGUUGAAGUUAUCAAAAGAUAAUUUAAGUCACCCUAUAGUUUAAAUUUAAAAUAUAUAUAUUUUCUAAUCUAUAUUCACUAAUUCACGUUUUUCUAAUGUGUCUCAAUUGCAGUCAAAGUGAGAAAAUGUAUAUAGUAAUAAAACAGGCAGGGAGAAUGAGCUUGUCCGCAGUGGUAUUCAAACCCCCAACCUUCUGGGCCGUAGCCCAGCGUAGCAUCAACUGUGCCAUAAAAGAACGAUUGUGUGGCAGAGUCAAUUUCCGCAAUUAUGAACACAGUGUCACUACAAUAUUUAACUAAAUAAGUCACACUGGAGUUAAAUCCUUCACUUUGUACUGUUUGCUUCUCACAUUUUCACAAACACUAUAUACAAGUAAAAACAUCAGCCCAAUAACAAAGCCAAUAAGCCAAAUCUGCAUGUCACAACAAUGUCCAAAUACACAGUGUCCAUAUAACAAUGUCCAAAUACACAGCACAUGAAACUUCCACGUUCAAAGCCUUUUCUGUGCCUUUUUUUUAUGACCAACAACUACAACACUUCAGUAUUUACAGUGGAAAAUACUGCAAGUGGCACUGAAACAACACAGGAUCUCCUUGAAGGUUUUGCGCAUCUCGAGGCUGCGGAAGGCAUAGAUGACGGGGUCUAUGACAGAGUUACACAUGAUGAGCACCAGGUAGGUAGUGAAGUGGGACAUGUAGCAAACACAGAGCGGGUUCUUGGGACAGGUGAUGAGGAGGAUGAGGUGGAGGAAGAAAGGUGCCCAGCAGCAGACGAACACCCCCAGAAGAAUGGUGAUGGUGACUGCUCCCUUCAUGCAGGUCCUCUGGGGCACCAAGCCCUCCACAGGAAGAGCAGCGAUGCGCUUGAUGUGCAGCCUCGCCAGCAGGAACAUGUGAAUGUACAGAGUGGCCAUGAGCACCAGCAUGGUGAAGAACAUGAUGAUCAGACACACAAUGACCGUCUUGCUCUCUGAGAAGACGAUGAAGACUAUCCCACAGACCACACAUGUCAGCCAGAUCCCCCCGAUGGCCAGGAGAGCCCGUCGCAUCGUCACGAUGCUGUGGUAGCGCAGGGCAUAGACGAUGGUCACGUAACGGUCAAUGGCGAUAGCUAGAAGGUUACAGAUGGAGGCCACCAGGGAGAUACAGAUCAUGGAGUCAAAGAAGUUGUCCAUAAGUUGAAUAAAGUGGUCGUCCGCCACUAUCAACCGACUGUUCAGCGCAGCGAUAACCACCGUCUCUAGUGAGUUGGAGACACUCACCAGCAUGUCAGCAGCAGCAAGACUACACAGGAAGACGUACAUGGGUGAGUGGAGGUUCUUGUUCUUCACCACUGCCGAUAUCACCAAGAUGUUCUCCAGAAGGCUGACGAUCCCCAGAGUCAGGAAUACCUCAGCCUGGAUGUGGACCGGCUCACACAGACCAGGCUCGAUGCUGGUGCCGAUGGCCGGUCCGGUUCCCCUGCUGGUCUUCCCCGGCCAGAGACUCCCUAGUAGUCUCAUUGAGCCA
This is a messenger RNA of Coregonus sp. 'balchen', 17431 nucleotides long. Lineage: Eukaryota; Metazoa; Chordata; Actinopteri; Salmoniformes; Salmonidae. The record is from the annotation of a GenBank genome assembly.